Messenger RNA from Lethenteron reissneri (Far Eastern brook lamprey), 1057 nucleotides. RefSeq names its product olfactory receptor 6F1-like. The record is from RefSeq and is a predicted model, not a curated record. NCBI's taxonomy places the organism in Eukaryota, Metazoa, Chordata, Hyperoartia, Petromyzontiformes, Petromyzontidae. Gene Ontology annotation, molecular function: G protein-coupled receptor activity; olfactory receptor activity; odorant binding. Gene Ontology annotation, cellular component: membrane. Gene Ontology annotation, biological process: G protein-coupled receptor signaling pathway; detection of chemical stimulus involved in sensory perception of smell.
CCGGGGACUGCGUGAUAAGGUCUCGGGCUGUAGACGCGGGAGCCCAAGGAACGCAAUUAUGGACAACAGAAGCUCCGUGCUCCACCUCGCCACAUUUGAAGCCCCGUACCCUGUGCUGGUGCUCAUAUUCAGCCUGUGCCUUGCGAUGUACCUAACUAUGACCGCAGCCAAUCUGCUGGUGCUUUUGAUGGUGGCAGUGUCCACAGACUUACACAAGCCCAUGCACAUAUUUCUGUGCAAUCUUGCGAUUGGCGACAUUGUUGUCAGCACAAGUGGCUUGCCCAAGCAGCUGCGGGUCCUCCUGACGGGCAACAAAGAGAUUCUGUACGUGUCAUGUGUCGCACAGAUGUUCACAAUUCACGCAUCCGCCUUAAAUGAGGUUUUUACAUUGGCCAUUAUGUCUGUUGAUCGCUACCUGGCAAUCUGCUACCCAUUGCAUUACCACACCAAGGUUACUGCAAAGAGAUCCAUUUUCACGGCAUUACUGUCCUGGUUGAUUGCAAUCGUUUCAGUCAGCAUUCAAGUCACCCUUCUCAUUUCACUUCAAUUAAGCGAAAAGAACAGGCAAAUCCAGGGCAUAGUUUGUGAUAAUAUGGGAAUAUUUAAGUUAGCCGUUGGUGAUACGAGCAAAAUAGAUGCGUACUCAACGUCAAAGAUCAUCGUAUUCAUUGCCUCUCCUUUCUGUGUCAUUGCGUACACCUACGUUCGGAUUCUUGUCGAGUGCAAAAACUCGAGCUCCUCCGAGUUCAGGAGCAAAGCUCGGCAUACAUUCGGCACGCAUUUCAUGGCGCUCGCCGUCUUUUUCACGGCGUUGUUCUUGGACAUCCUUUUGCCGCGCUUUAUGAAGGAUGUGGACAGCGAGGGCGCGAGAAACUUGAGAUCAGUCGUUCAGUUGGUGUUCUUGCUCAGCCCGGUUGCGAACAUACUCAUUUACUGCUUCCGUACGACUGAGCUGAGACUCACAAUUAGUAAGCACUUCAAGAAGACCUUGCGUAAGGUGCAUUCAUGUCCAAAAAUCAAAGUUCACGGUUUAGGUUGUGGUUUGAAUGAUGCUUAA